Messenger RNA from Syngnathoides biaculeatus (alligator pipefish), 770 nucleotides. It is a transcript of the gene cox4i1, whose product is annotated as cytochrome c oxidase subunit 4 isoform 1, mitochondrial. The record is from RefSeq and is a predicted model, not a curated record. Bases 78 to 587 code for a protein of 169 amino acids. Gene Ontology annotation, biological process: mitochondrial electron transport, cytochrome c to oxygen. NCBI's taxonomy places the organism in Eukaryota, Metazoa, Chordata, Actinopteri, Syngnathiformes, Syngnathidae. The transcript is spliced from 5 exons.
CUUUAUGACCGAGUAAGUACUUCCGGUCGAUGCACUUCCUUUGAGACUAUCGCUGGACGGCAGCAAGGAAAAUACAAAUGCUGGCAACCAGAGCCCUGAGUCUUGUUGGCAAACGUGCCAUUUCCACAUCUGUCUGCUUACGUGGCAGUCAUGGUGUCGCUAAGGUGGAGAGCUACACUCUCCCCGCCUACUUUGACAGGCGGGAGAACCCCCUUCCAGAUAUCAGCUACGUGCAGAACCUGAGUGCUGAACAGCAGUCGCUCAAGGAGAAGGAGAAAGGCUCAUGGGCCGCACUCUCCAAUGACGAGAAGAUAGCGUUGUAUCGCAUCAGCUUCAAGCAGAGCUUUGCUGAAAUGAACAAGGGAUCAUCUGAGUGGAAAACUGUGCUUGGGGGGGUGUUUUUCUUUUUUGGCUUCACUGGUCUGGUGGUGUUCUGGCAGAGGAAGUAUGUGUAUGGCCCAGUUCCUUACACAUUUGAGCAUGAGUAUAAGGAGAAAGAGCUGCAGAGGGUGCUGGACAUGAGAAUGAACCCCGUGGAGGGCUUCUCAUCGCAAUGGGACUACGAAAACAAGCAGUGGAAGAAGUAAAGUAACAAGCGGACCAUGUCACACAUUUGAAAAUAAAAAGCAGACCAAUUUAAAGAUCAAAAACGCCUGCGAUACUCUAUCGAUCAGCCAUUCACUUUACCUCAGUGUGAUCAUUGUGGAAGACAUCUCCCCCUUACAUUCAGUGUAUAUUACAGAAAUAAAAUAAAUGUCAAAGAAUGUGAA